This is a messenger RNA of Phragmites australis (common reed), 3284 nucleotides long. RefSeq names its product protein FAR1-RELATED SEQUENCE 9-like. The record is from RefSeq and is a predicted model, not a curated record. Gene Ontology annotation, molecular function: zinc ion binding. The transcript is spliced from 5 exons. Gene Ontology annotation, biological process: regulation of DNA-templated transcription. The coding region runs from base 554 to 3010 and encodes 818 amino acids. NCBI's taxonomy places the organism in Eukaryota, Viridiplantae, Streptophyta, Magnoliopsida, Poales, Poaceae.
UUUAAGUGAAAAUCUAUUUUACCUCUGGUCAAUUUUGCUUCUCUCCCUACCUGACCUGGUGCAGGUAGGGUCCGAUCCAUGCCAAGGCAAGCCAUCUCUCCCGACUCCGAGCCCCCCGACCCGACCCAAACUAGGCGCCGGCGACUCCCGACCGCCGCAACCAGCCAGGGGGCGCCACCACCGCAGGGAGGGAAGUCUCUGGCGGCGCGCACGUGAGCAGCAGCCGAGUCGCUUCUACCCGCUCCCGGCGGCCCUUCGACGCCGGUCGCCGGUCCCUCCCGCCGGCCGACGCCGUGGCCAGAGAGGCCCACCAGCCGCCGCCGCUCCUCUCUCCCUCCCUCGGUAACUCUGCAGAAGCCGGCAGGCCUGCCGCCGCUCCUCUAUCCUCGCGCUCCUACCGUCAGGCGGCCCCGGCUCGGCCUCACUCCGGCUUGGGUUCCUCACUGCGCCGCCACCUGCCGCUCGUCAGUCUUCUCCCCGUUAUUCUGCCUCUGCUGAGGUCUCAAGUACUAGCCUUCAGUUGGACCAAUACACUGCCUUUUGUGGUAUAGUGAUGGAAGGCACUAGCAUUGCUAUUGAGAUUGAUGGGGAGGCCAUCUGUCUUGACAGUGUCAGAGAUAAUGAACAAGAAGCUCAGAAGAACGGAGAGAAGCAGCAAAUAAUUUACAACGCUGAAGGUGGGGAGCAAGUAGCCUUUGACAGCCAAGAACAGGGAAGGGAGGCAAAUCCUGCGGGAAAUGAAGAAGAGCAUAGGGAAAAUAAUUCUAUAAUCCCAAGCCGUGAGGAGUUGACUGAAGAAUUGAGGAAUAAAGUUGCAUAUAGCGAGGAAGAAGCUUAUAGGCUGUACUGCGACUAUGGGCACCGGAUGGGCUUUAGUGUCCGGAAGGGAAAGCAGUACUACUUUACAGGGACCAAAACUAUCCGCACGAAAGAUUAUUACUGCUCAAAGGAAGGUAUGAAGGAUGACGAGCAGCUUACAGAGUCAAACUUUAAUAAGCCGGAGACUAGAACUAAUUGCAAAGCGAUGGUCCGUUUUAGAGUUGAUGCUGAAGGUCAAUGGCGAGUUAUUCAGAUAAUUCCUGAACACAAUCAUGAGUUGGUUCGGCCUGAAGAGAUACACUUACUGAGAUCAGUGAGGACCCUUUCAGUUCCAAAACCUGGUGUGCUGAAUGCAAUGGUGAAUGCUGAAAUCCAAGCAAUGCAUGAUAGUUUGCAUAUAAAUGAAGAUGGUAUGGAAUGUAACAGUCAGCUUAGCAUCCGGAGUUACUCACUGCUUCAACCAGAGGACUCUGAGGCACUUGUUAGCUAUUUCAAGCACAGAACAAAUGAACAAGGUAUGUUCUACUGGGAUGUAGAAGUAGACCAAGAAGGUCGAAUGAUUAAUUUCUUUUGGAGGGAUGGGAGAAGCCGGGUCGACUAUGACAGUUUCGGAGAUGUUGUGAUAUUUGAUACAACAUAUCGUACCAGCAAGUAUAAUAUGAUAUGUGCCCCAUUCAUUGGUGUGAAUCACCACUGGCAAAAUGUCAUGUUUGGCUGUGCAUUGUUGUUGGAUGAAUCCUCAACAUCCUAUGAAUGGUUAUUUAAGUCAUUCUUGGAGUCAAUGGGUGGUCGUCCUCCUAAAACAAUCUUUACUGAUCAGAAUGAAUCUAUCUCCAAGGCAGUUGAAGAUGUUCUUCGUGGGACACGUCAUUGCCUUUGUCAACAGUACAUCGAAAAGAACCUGCAGUCCCAUUUAGGCACUAUAAGUGCUUCUGGAACAUUUCAUAGCAUGCUUUCAAAGUGCAUGAAAGAAUGUGAGUCAGAAGCUGAGUUUGAUGAAGCAUGGGCAAUGAUGCAUCAUAAAUAUAAUAUGCAGGAACACCAGUGGCUCAGUGAUCUAUAUCAGAAGAGGCAUAAAUGGUGCACAGCUCUUCAUAAGGAUGUAUUUGAUGGUGGGAUUGAAUCGUUGGAUAGGGGUGAGAGCUCAAACAAUGUUCUGAGCAGCAUUUGUGAUGAAUCAACUUCACUCGCCACUCUAGUUCUGGAGUUUGAUAAAAUCGUAGGGAGUUGGCGUAAAAAUGAAUCUUUAGAGGACAUUCAGUGCAAUCAGACUGCUCCAGAGUGUACAGUUAACCACAGCAGAAUUUUGCAACAUGCCGCUGAAGUUUACACACACACAGUCUAUAAGUCUCUUGAAACAGAUUUUCUAGAUGGAUGCGGUGCAACUUCGUAUCAGGAAGUUCAAUGUAAUGAAACAUUCUAUAGGUUUGAGUUUAUUUUACAAAGAAGUGGUCCAAAAGUUUGGAUAGUUUUCCUUGACACCUCUACCAUGGACUUGAGCUGUAGUUGUAAAAAGUUUGAUACCAUGGGCAUACUUUGUUCACAUGCUCUAAAUGCACUUGGUCUCAAGAAUCUUGAUAGAAUUCCUGAAAGGUAUAUUUUAAAGCGAUGGACAAAAUAUGUUAGAAAAGGAACAUAUCCAUUUCCAGUUGACGAGUUUGCAGAACAAGAUCGCACAGAGGCUGAGCUUGCAUAUCAUAAUAAAGCUAUGUGGUUUGUUUAUGAUCUGCUCAUGAAGAGCAAAAGUCAUCAAAAUACAAGAAAACUUAUUCUGGAUGUGCUUGAAAAUGGAGAAAAGUCACUGGAAAGUGUGUGUGAAUUCAAAAGAUUGCAUAUGCAUCCCUCGGGAAAAGAGAAAGAUGGAAGUAGGGCUGAAAAGAGAAAGAAAAAAUCAACUAGACAGGAGAAACAUUCAAGAAAUGUAAAACAAGUGGUUUUGCCCCAGCCAGCUGACUCGGUUUUUGUCGAUCCACCAAAUCAAGUCCAAUAUUAUGCAGCAGAAGAUAUUGCACCAAACUCGUCUAUUGGUAGACCUUUCUUCUACCAGGGAUAUCCUGCUACUGGUGUUUCAGUAAGUCCGAUUGAGGGGCAUACAAAUAUGCAAUCUGUGCCUCAGUGUGCAUCACAGGAAUAUUCAGCAUACGGCGCAGUUCAACCACCAUCGCAAUUUGGUGGUGGAAGAAAUUUCUGAAAGAUGCAGUACCAUUGAUGUGUGAAUAUCUGAAGCUCGCAUUUGUUCUGCCGAUUGUUGUAUGUGAAUGGUUUAUUGAACAUUCUACUUAGGCAGUAGGCACCAACCAAGCAACUCUCUCUCUCUCUCUCUCUCUCUCUCUCUCUCUCUCUCUCUCUCUCUCUCUCUCAAUGAAUUUGCUAAUUGAUGAACUAGAUGUAAAUCUCUUCUUCACGUAAUCGUAUGCAAUGGAUCAGUGGAAGCAUCAUGCAGUAGAAAACUACACAAAUAAGAA